This is a messenger RNA of Symbiodinium pilosum, 1371 nucleotides long. The record is from the annotation of a GenBank genome assembly. NCBI's taxonomy places the organism in Eukaryota, Dinophyceae, Suessiales, Symbiodiniaceae.
AUGAAGUUCACUCCCUUCCCGGGCUACAUUGCAGCUGGCGAAGAGGAUGGUCAUGAGAUGUUCGAGCACUAUUUGUUCUUUGAGAGCGAGGGCAGUCCAUCUAGCGACCCGCUGAUCAUGUGGACAAACGGUGGUCCCGGAGCUUCAUCGCUGUUGGGCUCUUUCACGGAGCUUGGACCGUACUAUUUGUCCGAUGCUUCCUUGCAGACGGAGGAAUAUCGCAGUACUGGUGUGCCAACCCUCUUUGAGAACUCCAACCGAUGGACGAAGCUUGGCUCCCUGCUGAUUCGUAACUUGCCACCCCCGAUUGGCUUCUCUUACUGCAACCCCAUCGGGCCGAGCGGCGACGGGUACAGCUGCGGCUCCUGGAACGACACAAAAACUGCGAAGCAUAGCCUCUACUUCAUGCAGAACUGGAUGAAAGCCUUCCCGGAGUACUCUUCCAAUCGACUCUUCCUGAUCGGCGAGUCUUAUGCCGGCCUCUAUGUGCCCAUGUUGGCACAGCAGAUCCUGGAUGCUGGCUCCUUCCGACUGGAGGGCAUAGCAGUCGGCGAUGGCUGCCUUGGUGGCGGAGGCAACAAUGGCGGAUGCGUGCCAAAUCCGGGUCCCUACUUCUCCGUGGAGUUCUUCCAUGGCCAUGGUCAGUUCUCGGACAAGACCUACGCAGAGAUCAAGAACAUGUGCUCGCGAGAGGAGCUGGUGAAUGGAGCGCAAACUGAGAAGUGCCAUGCAGCCCUAGACAAGAUGGACAAAGAAAGAGGCUAUAGCUUCGAUUACAACCUCUAUGACGAGUGCUAUGACUUCGACCUAGCGGGACCUUCGCAUCAACGUCGUAGUGCAAGGCUUCGCUCUUGGAGGGAGAUCGCUCUGCACCAAAACAGCUACUGGCAUAUGGACGGUGCACCGUGUGGCGGAAUACAUGCCAUGUUCAAGUGGGUCAACACCUCUGCGGUCAAAAAGGCGCUUCAUGUGGCCCCAAAUGCUCUCUUCUUCACUGGAGACAACGGCGUAGGAUUCACCUACAACUCCACCCAGCCCAGCCUGGUUCCUUGGUACUCAAGCGAACAAGCGAAGAAGAUUCGUAUCUUGAUCUACAACGGCGACGCCGAUCCAGGUCUCAAUAGCUUCUACGCUCAGAACUGGACUUCUUCCGUCGGAAUUCCAGAGAUUGAGUCCUGGCGCCCCUGGACCCGUGAUGGCAAAAUCCGAAUGGGCGGCUAUGUCACCCGCUACCAGAACAAUUUCGACUUCCUCACCAUCCGCGGGGCUGGGCACAUGGUCCCAGAAUACAAGCCAGAGGCGGCCUUCGUCAUGGUCAAGUCCUUCUUAAGCAACAGCGAGUACCCGCGCUACCAUCCAGCAAGUUUCUAA